UCGAUUUCUUUUCUUCUCGCUUCGAUGAAAAAAUUAUUUUUUCCCUAAAAAAUAAAAAUAAAAUAAAUAAAAAGUAUCAAAAAAUCAAAUAAAAAAGAGUCGUGUGCCGCUGAAAAAAUAAUUUAAACCAAAAAAUCACAAAUUAUGGGAAUUUAUUCAUAAAAAAAACACGAAAAUCGGUGAAGAAUCGACUUAUGCUAAUAAGUUUCUUGCACGAAUCGUGUCGAGAAUAAGAUGAUCUGAUAAAAAAAGGGAAACAAAAUUAUUCAGCAAAAAAAGAACAAGAUUUAAAUAAAUUAAAAAUUAUGUAAUGACACGUAAAAUUUAUUGAUAUUCGCAAAAAGUGAUAUAUUUCACACUUUUAUUAAACAAAAAAAAACCACUUAAGUUACAAGUGUUGUCUGUUGUCAAGACUUGAAGAAAGAGUUGAAGUUGUGACCCUCACUCAUUAAAAUGGAAAGUAAUUUUUGAUCAAAAAUGAUUUUUAUCAAUUAAAAUUGCGUUUUUGAAAUAAAAUAAAAUAAAUAAUUAAAAAGUUCAAAAAAUUAAUUGGUGAAUUUAUAUUUGUGAGAACGGAAAAAAACUUAUCACUGCAGCAAAAUAAAAAAAAAUAAACAAAUAAAAUAUAAAACAAUAAACAAAGUAGUCUGUAGUAAAAAAUAAAAGAACGUUUAAAAAUAAAUAAAGACGUGCAGUGAAGUGAUAAGAAAGUAAUAAAAUUUAAUCUUUUUACAAAAUAUAAUAAAUCAUCAGAUAAACCAGACAAAAUGCCUUCGGCGACACACUUGACCGUGCCAUCCGUUGAUCAAAAUGGACACGUGUUACCGCACAGUCCGAGCAGCGUCUCAUUACAAUCGCAAAUCAGCGUAAGCAGCUGCAAUGGAGGCAUGCAAACGCCCACACUGAACGGCAAGAAGCCCGUGAUUUCGCGAUACCGGCAAUAUGCGCCGCAAAUUUUGGCAGUUAGUGUGAAAAAUGUCUUGUUGCUGGCGUAUGGCAUGACGUUGGGCAUUGCGACAAUUGUGAUACCGGCAGUUAGUGAUCCCGAAUCGGAAGAGGAGUUGUAUUUGACGAAGAAUCAAACGUCGUGGUUUAGCUCAAUAAAUUUAAUUUUCGUUCCUUUUGGUUGCAUCGUGUCAGGAGCCUUUACACAAGCGCUUGGAAGAAGAAGAGCAAUGCAAAUUAUAACGUUCCCGAUUUUUGUCUCGUGGAUGCUGUUCUACUUCGCACAAAGCGUUUGGUAUUUGUAUGCAGCACUUAUUCUUUCGGGAUUCAGCGGAGGACUUAUGGAAGCACCGGUUUUAACGUACGUAGCUGAAGUAACUCAACCAGCAAUUCGAGGUUCGUUGUCUGGCACAGGAACUCUUUGCAUCAUCAUCGGCGUCACUCUUCAAUUUCUGUUCGGAACAUUUUGGCAUUGGAGAUUAGUGUCGUUGUACAGCAGUGUCGUCCCAAUAUUUUCCUUAUUCUUGCUUUUCUUCAUUCCUGAGUCACCCUACUGGCUGAUAUCGAAGAAGCAGUACAAACAAGCGGAAGAAAGUCUUGCUUGGUUACGUGGAUGGGUCACAAUUGAUCGGAUUCAACGCGAAUACAAACAAAUCCGAGAUCGAGUCUCGACCGUUACUCUUGAAAAUCCCACCGGAUAUUUGUCGCGGCGUGAAAAACUGCAACAAUUCAACGAUCGCAGCUUUGUCAUUCCCUUCAUACUUGUCAGUCUUGCCUUUUUCAUAGGACACUUUUCGGGAAUGACAACUUUGCAAACUUACGCUGUUGGAAUAUUCAAAACUCUGAAAGCUCCAAUGGAUGAAUAUCAAGCGACAUUGUUGUUGGGCGUCGUUGAAGUCACAGGAGGAGCAAUUUGCAUUUGUGUCAUUCAUUAUACGGGAAAACGACCUCUUGCAUUGAUUUCUACCAUCGGAUGCGGAAUUUGUUUCCUCGGAACAGCAACGUAUGCCAGUUUUUUGGGCGAAAUCAGGAGUUUAAGCGUAUCGAAUGUCGUUACAAACGUCAGUAACCUCAAUUUUGACCCGAAUUUUUUGAGUGUUGCGCCCUUGAGUAAUCAUUCAUUGGCGAAUGACUUGUUGGGACAUCACGAAACAGCAGCUUGGCUUGCUAAUGACUACAUCGAAGAUGUUCCUGACAUGAAUGACACUUUGUACGAUUCUUUUAUGAAUGAAACGCAUUUAAUUGAGUCGCUUGUGACAGUACCAACCAUGAAAGUUAAUGAAAGUUCAAUUAUUGAAGAGGAACUCAACGGGAUUUUGAAUCUUUUGACGGAGCCAAAGACAGAAGAGAACAAAUACGCGUGGAUUCCAUUGACUCUUCUCUUGGGAAGUGCCUUGUUAUCGCAUUCGGGCAUCAGAUUACUGCCUUGGAUCUUGAUUGGAGAAGUUUUUCCGCCACGCGUUCGUGCAACAGGAGCUGGAUUAGCAUCAGGCAUGGGAUAUUUCUUCGGUUUCUUAGCCAACAAGGUCUUUUACAACAUGAUUUCAACGAUGACCCUUUCCGGGACAUUUUGGUUCUAUUCAGGAAUUUCAUUAUUAGGCGCGAUGAUCCUCUUUUGGAUCUUACCUGAAACCGAGGGACGAACAUUACUCGAGAUCGAAGAUCAUUUCCGCGGAAAACAACGUUUAAACACGAAAAAUGCGAAUAUCACACCGAAAAAAAUGAGUACUGUGAGUCGAACGUUCCAGCUGGAUGUCAAACAAUGGGAUGCCAAUCGCGAAUUUGAGAAAAAUCUGCAGCAGCACAACUUUAAUCCACGCGCAGUACUAAAUUCGGCGCACAAACGAGGCGAUAUUGUGGUUAGUGUUCCAUCGGGAACAGCAAUGGGCGUUAAGAAGACACGAACAAACCAUGCAAAACCGAUCAAAGAGGAAGAUGUUGAACAAGGAUUGCCUAAUUUGGGCUUUGAAGCGGAAACGACGAAAGAAAAGAAAGAAACAACGCAUUUGUGAUAGAUUAAAAUUAAAAAAAAAUCGAAGUUAAGAACUUAUGUUAAGUCAAGUCAUCGUCGCAUUUUUACACAAAACACGAAAAAAAAUUAUUUAGAGUUUUUAAUAAAUUGUAAUC
Molecule: messenger RNA, 3072 nt
Organism: Culicoides brevitarsis
Lineage: Eukaryota; Metazoa; Arthropoda; Insecta; Diptera; Ceratopogonidae
Exons: 6
Coding region: 768-2957 (729 amino acids)
Biological process (GO): transmembrane transport
Cellular component (GO): membrane
Molecular function (GO): transmembrane transporter activity
Source: RefSeq, a predicted model, not a curated record